Messenger RNA from Salvia miltiorrhiza (redroot sage), 750 nucleotides. Its product is annotated as CDGSH iron-sulfur domain-containing protein NEET. The transcript is spliced from 2 exons. Gene Ontology annotation, molecular function: 2 iron, 2 sulfur cluster binding. Gene Ontology annotation, biological process: regulation of autophagy. Gene Ontology annotation, cellular component: mitochondrial outer membrane; intracellular membrane-bounded organelle. Bases 24 to 326 code for a protein of 100 amino acids. NCBI's taxonomy places the organism in Eukaryota, Viridiplantae, Streptophyta, Magnoliopsida, Lamiales, Lamiaceae. The record is from RefSeq and is a predicted model, not a curated record.
CACACAACCAAUUUCCAUUAUCCAUGGCGUCUCUCUUCUCUAGCACUUAUGCCAGCCUUUCUUACGGCGGACCGGCACCAUCUACCGCCGCCUCGAAGCCACGGCGGCGGAUGGUGGCGGUAAGGGCGGACGCGAUCAACCCGGACAUCCGUAAGACGGAGGAGAAAGUGGUGGAUUCGGUGCUUCUCACCGAAAUCGCCAAGCCUGUCACUGCUUACUGCAGGUGUUGGAGGUCUGGGACGUUUCCUUUGUGUGAUGGGAGUCAUAUGAAGCACAACAAGGCCAGCGGAGAUAAUGUCGGGCCGUUGCUCUUGAAGAAGCAGUGAAACUGUAUUGAAAUGGUGAUGCCUUGCGAGGUCUUGUUUUAUCUCUUUCUUCAUCACUUCAAGUUGAAACCAAAAUACUACUCGAAUGUCUCUUUUCUUGUUUGGGAGUAAAACAAGAGAUUUUUUCCCCAUGUUUUAUUAUAACUUUUUAUUCCCAGCUUUUGUUUCAGUUUGGUGACCACAAAUUUGAGUUAUUUAUAUAACCAAAACUCAUGAGGAACUCCCUCAACACCAGACUUCGUAGCAGAGCAUAUAAGCAGAGGAUAAACAGAUGAUGUUUUCUCACUGCUUCAUGUCCAAUAAUGUUGUAUCAAUAUUAGGUGAAAUGAGGUUUACUUUUUCUUGUGCAUGAUUGGUUAAUUGCAGAGAUUCUUGGACCUAUAGAAUGUUAGAAAAAUGAGAAUCGAUUUAUGCUUUCGCUGUU